GCAGGUCUAUGCUUGCGCACAACCGGAGACGACAUCGACUUCUCACCAUCGUCGCGGGCACACGACCGUCGUCAGUGCGUGGUGUCCAAGGUUGUCUGCAGAGGCGGCGCUGUGUUCUUCCACGUGGCGGCGUUUGUGCAGUCCUGUGUGGUUAUUGACGUGAUGUCCUUGGAAGCGGUGUCGGGGAUGAAUAUUGACGGCGAGGUCGGGCGUGACGGUCUGACGACGGCAGAGAGGACGAUUGUCGCUGCGGUGGUGAAUGUCGUCCUUUUCCGUUGUCAAAUGGCGAGCAGCGAGGGGAAGUUCAAAGCGGCCAUUCGUGCACGCUGCAAGUUGUCGGCGCUGCCGACGAGUGGCCAGUGCUUGGACGUCGGUGCCAUUUCCGACGCGGUGCUGCAGGUCUGCUACGCGAUGGGGUGCGGCGCGUUUCCACGGGCGACUCCAAGGUGGUGGAUGAAGCGGCGGACGGGAGGGGAGACAUACGACAGAGGGACGUGUAGCUUCAGUACUGGCAGGUCUUUCGGCAUCACGGCGGUGCGAGACGUCACUGCGGCAUUGCUUACUGUGUACCCCGAUAAGAUAUCCUGGCCCACAAGUUUGCAGAAGGCGGUCGUCUUGCGCGCGUUCGCUGACAAGGGUUUUCCAAACUGCCAUGGGUGCCGCAUCGACUGCACCCACAUCUACAUCGACAAGCCCGCCGACGCCAACGGGGAGGACUACUGUGACAGGAAACGUCGAUUCUCCGUGCAGGCGCAGGUGGUCGUCGACAUGAACUUGCAUGUGCUGGACGUCUUCGUCGGUUACCCGGGCAAUGUGCAUGACAUGAGGAUGCUGAACCUAUCCAGUUUGUGGGCGCACGCGGAGGAUGGACAACUUUUCACUGGGCCGCCUGUGAUGCUGUCUUUCCGUGUGCGGACUAAUGGCUACUUGCUCGACGAUAACGGUUAUCCCCAGUCCGAAUGGAUAGUCGUCCCUUACGACGGUCUUGCGCAACACCCGACGGAGGCACGCUUCGACAACAAACAAAAGACGGCCAGGGGAGCAGUGGAGAGGGCGUUUGGCAGACUGAAGGGGAUGUGGAGGUUGUUCCUCCGCACCCACAAGUGCAACAUAGAGACCUUGCCGCAACAAUUUGUCGCCGUCUGCAUCCUCCACAACAUACUCAUCGACGCAGGCGUCCCGUUGGACGACAAUCUGUUGUGGGAGGUGGGUCCGGACGGCCUGUGUCGUAGAGUCGAUCUUGGGAUGCAUCAGCCACUGAGGCCGGUGUGCAUGGAGUCAUCAACGGGGGAUGCGCUGAUAUUGAGGGACGCGCUGGCGGAACGGAUGAGUGCGCAGUGAGGAUGGCCGUGCGUGCAGGUGGAGACCCCGCUGUGACCGUAAUAAUGCGGAAGAACGGAGCUCU
Molecule: messenger RNA, 1405 nt
Organism: Chara braunii
Lineage: Eukaryota; Viridiplantae; Streptophyta; Charophyceae; Charales; Characeae
Source: the annotation of a GenBank genome assembly